CGAGCAGUGCGCACAGUCGCUUUAAUAUUCAACUAGGUUACCUAUUAAUAGAUCAUAUGACCACAUUUUCCAAGUAGAGACCUACGAGCCCAUUUUAGAAUACAUGCUCGCUGCCUGGCACCAAAACGUGUUUUCAGUGAUGGUGACAUUGUGAUAGGUCGUCUCGAAGGGUGGACAGAAGGUGCGCACCUAACUUCCCAUAGACAUUGUGCUGUGGUUACUGCAUCGAAAGAGCAUGAGCAGCAGCAGACUUUUACGACUGCAAUCAUGUCGUUUUUAUUCCGGUGGUUUGAGAGCGUCGUAUCACCGGACCCUGGACAGGAUCGAGUUAAUGCUGCCGCCUAAAUUAAGACCCAUCUACAAUCAUCCUGCUGGGCCAAAGACUGUUUUCUUCUGGGCGCCUGUUUUUAAAUGGGGUUUAGUUGUGGCUGGAUUUUCUGAUAUGACCCGGCCACCAGAAAAGCUCAGUUUCUCUCAGUCCUGCGUCAUUACAAGCACAGGAAUAAUUUGGUCAAGGUACUGCUUGGUGAUCAUUCCCAAGAACUGGGCUCUGUUUGCUGUUAACUUCUUCCUGGGCGUAUGUGGAACCGUCCAGCUCUUUAGGAUAUGGAGGUACAACCAAGAGCUAAAGGAGAAAGGAGAGGAAGUGCAGCAGACUUGAAGUACCCUUUAGUCUGACAGAAGUGGAGCGGUGAUGCAAUUUUGCAGUUUUUUCUGUUACUGUAAAAGCAAUGAAUCAACAUUUUGCACACAUAAUUCGUGUUGUAUAGAUCAAACAAAUCUGUGUAAAAUAGAAGUUUGUUUUCAAAAGCAUCCUAAUAUUAUAAUCAUAUUAAAAUGUUGUCACAUAAAAUUGAGAUGUGCUGAUUGUAAUUCUGUUAUUCUUGAUUGUAUAUGGUGUUGUUAUUCUGGUUUCUCAGUUUAAAAGUGGUCAUAUCAUUAUAAAAAAAUAAGUUACCGGAGGGGUGCCUAUAAUGCCAAGACUUCAUUAUUAGGUUGCUUUGGAUAAAAGUGCCUGCUAAAUUAAUUAAUGUAAAUGUAACACAUCUUUGUGUAAAUGUGCCAUACAUGCUACUAAGAUCAGACUGAAAUAUCCAGGGAUAAAAUAAGAACAUGUUUUGAGUUCAGAAAGUCGCAAUGUUUUUCUUGUACAACAUGUUUUUUUUUUUUUUUGUCAAAAGAUUAUGGGGUCAUUUGAUUCCUCCAUUUGAUAUGACCCCUUUAAAGUCCUGCAUGAAUGCACUGAAUGCCAAAUCAAUGUUGUGUAAAGGCAUUACAGGUACUGUCUACAGAACAGUCACACAAUGAUAGACAGAAUGUAUUGAAGUGUUAAGUAUUAGUUUAUUAAAUCAAAGUUGAAUUACCAUUGA
Molecule: messenger RNA, 1370 nt
Organism: Pimephales promelas (fathead minnow)
Lineage: Eukaryota; Metazoa; Chordata; Actinopteri; Cypriniformes; Leuciscidae
Gene: mpc2a
Product: mitochondrial pyruvate carrier 2a
Biological process (GO): pyruvate import into mitochondria
Cellular component (GO): mitochondrial inner membrane
Source: RefSeq, a predicted model, not a curated record